Messenger RNA from Brachypodium distachyon (stiff brome), 582 nucleotides. Its product is annotated as nischarin. The record is from RefSeq and is a predicted model, not a curated record. Lineage: Eukaryota; Viridiplantae; Streptophyta; Magnoliopsida; Poales; Poaceae. The coding region runs from base 1 to 582 and encodes 193 amino acids. The transcript has a single exon.
AUGAGGUCCUCAACCCAUGUCGCCAUCUUCCUCGCCGCGGCUCUCAUGGCUCUAGCCGUGGCCUCCGUGCAGGGGCAGCGGGGGUCUGUCCGUGAUACCCCGCCGCCAUCUUCACAGCGGGCUCCGGCGGCGGCAAUGGCGCGGGCUCCGGCUGCCGCCAUGGCGCGGGCUCCGGCUCCCGCAGCGGCCAUGGCGCGGGCUCCGGCUGCGGCCUUUACGCCGUCUCCGGCUGCGGGCAUGGCGCGGCCUCCGGCUGCGGCCAUGGCGCGGGCUCCGGCUGCGGCCUUGGCGCCGGCUCCGGCUGCCGCCAUGGCGCCGCCGCCACCACCACAGCCGAUGCGCCCUUGCCCGUCGGACGCUGGUGAGUUCGGAGCCUGCGUCAACCUGGGGAUUGGCCGCGACAGGAUGAACCCGGCGGACAGGGACCGGUGCUGCGGGCAGAUCCGCGGGAUGCCGAGCAACCAAGCUGCUGGCUGCCUCUGUGAGGCCGCGUUGGGCGUGCGCUUCGACGCCUUCAACGUCAACGCUGUCUUGGGCGUCUGCGGCAUGGCUCGCGUCCCCGGCAUCGUCGGCGUAUGCUAA